Messenger RNA from Coregonus clupeaformis (lake whitefish), 2551 nucleotides. RefSeq names its product chromosome 24 C3orf70 homolog (gene c24h3orf70). The coding region runs from base 468 to 1322 and encodes 284 amino acids. The transcript is spliced from 2 exons. The record is from RefSeq and is a predicted model, not a curated record. Lineage: Eukaryota; Metazoa; Chordata; Actinopteri; Salmoniformes; Salmonidae.
GAGGAUGGGGUAGCCUACGAAGGAGGAAACGGCGAGGGCUUCAUCAACAGACAGAGAAGUCUCUCGUCAGGCUGAGAGAAGGCAGGCUAUAGGAAAGGAAAGCCUGACACGGUAUACGCCACGGAAAGCUCUCUGGCUGUGAUAACCUAGUAGACGUUUACAUAAAAUAAUUCCAGCAGCUGGAGAUCGAGAUGUUUACGUAAAACGGGCUUUCAAUCGUAUUCUUGGAACUGGAACUUUCAUCGCAUUUUGACUCUCUGUGCUGCUUGGGGGUUUUCGCUACAACGGUGCCACAUUUAACUCGUUUGCGUCACGCUUUGGAGUUCCCUCCCUGGUUAGACAGUUGGCGUUUUGGGAGGUUUUGGAACCAAAACCGAAAUUCCAGACCAUUUUUGGCUGGUGGGCUAAACCCACGUUCUCUAAUGGGUUACAUGGCGUGCGUUUGAUCCUGGUGUUCGGGCUGCGCGAUGGCCGCGUCGGGCGGGCGGAAGAGCGAGAAGUUGGACGAGGCACAGGCGUUGGCCCGGAGCUGCGCGGGGAGACCGGACUUUCUCCCUUGCGACGGACUGUCCAUCUGCGCAACACACAGCCAUGGGAAGUGCUUCAAGCUCCACUGGUGCUGCCACUUGGGAUGGUGUCACUGUAAAUAUGUGUACCAGCCGAUGACCAACGUGUGCCGCCUCCCCAGCACCCCAGUGCCUGCCACGCCCACAGACCACCCCCACACCAUGGACCUGACAGUCUUAUUGGCCGAACGCUUCCUCAUGACCGCCCCCGCCUUCCAAGCCCCGCCCUACCUGGAGUCGCCCAAGUUCUGCAUCAUCUCGGACCUCUUCAUGGACGACUACAUGGUCAAACGCAUCAACGGGAAGAUGUGCUAUGUCCAGAGACCUCAACCUUCGACCAUGCCCAGCCCGCCUCAAUCACACCCCCCUCACCCUCGUAACCCCCGGUCCAAACCCCAUCCCCACCCCCAACGGACCCCCAGACACCACCCACACCCCCAGCCCAGACCACACCCCCACGGCACCAAGCCCAGCGCCCUGGCGGACAAGGUCACCACCCCCAAAAUAGACCACUGCUCCUCCCCGUCCAGCUCUGAGGAUUCUGGGAUAAAUGCGCUGGGCGGCCAUUACAUGGAGUCAUGUGACGAGGGUUCCGAGGAAGAGGAGGAAGAGGAGGAGGAAGAGGAGGAGGAUGAAGAGUUAAGUAGUGAUGGAGAGUCUAGUCCAGGAAGUAUGUGGAAUCAAGAUGAGUGUUCUCUGCUCUCUCCGUCCAAGUCUAUGGUGGAGAUUAUCGAGAAGAUUGAGACAACUGUGUGAGACAACUUGCCCUGUCACGAUGAGACAGUGAUCUUGCCGGUUCAGUUUAGAGCCACACACUCAGACAACACACACUAGCCUGCCAACGUUCCUCUAACCCCAGUACACUAGUCUUACAACCCCAAAAUAGUGACCUGUUACCUUUCACCCUGUUAUAGCAUGGUUACCUAUGACCUUUCACCCUUUAUAGCAUGGUGUACCUACCCCAUUCUACUCUACUCUACACUGGAGGGAUUUCACUUAUCUUUCCAAACCAGUAGUCAGCUGAAAGAACCCACAAAUGAACAAGUGCACAAAUGUAUGAAUAACUGAAUAUAAUCUAAUCUAAUCCAAUCCAAUCCAUGACCCAACACACAGGCAGAAGAGCACGAUGUGACCAAACAGAUUCUAAGGAUUCUAAAUCACGGGGCUACUACUUUUUAUAGAAUGAUCCAAAUGGCACCCUAUUCCCUAUAUAGUGCACUACUUUUGACUAUGUCCCACAGGAAAUAGUAGGGAAUGUGUAGAAAAAAGGGUGCCAUUUGGGACACAAUCCACGUGUUACAUCACUAGCGCACUAAGAAGUAUCUUCACAAGCAUACAGCACAAACACAGGAGAGGAGAGGCGAGGCGAGGAGAGGAAAUGGGGGUUAAGAGUGGAAGGGGAUGUGUGAUGAUGAAUCUGUGACAUCACAAGCAUCGAAACAUCUGAAGUCUUUCGCAACAUUGCACAUGUUUACAGGCCACACCCACAAACAACACAGACAACAUGGAUUAUCUGUAACAGGAUUUAUCUGCACAGGUGGAUGGAGGGGUUACAAUGUACAAACAGACACAGUGUCUUGCCAAGGCUUUCUGACAAUCAUCUGACUAGAAUCAUCCACCUGAAAUCUGAACAAUAGACCCUGUACAUGUCACUUCAGAGCUUGAGGAGUCACAGCACAGGACACAGUGAUCUCAGUAUAUUACAGACACAGUGAUCUCAGUAUAUUACAGACACAGUGAUCUCAGUAUAUUACAGACACAGUGAUCUCAGUAUAUUACAGACACAGUGAUCUCUGUAUAUUACAGACACAGUGAUCUCAGUAUAUUACAGACACAGUGAUCUCAGUAUAUUACAGACACAGUGAUCUCAGUAUAUUACAGACACAGUGAUCUCAGUAUAUUACAGACACAGUGAUCUCAGUAUAUUACAGACACAGUGCAAAGCAGUAGCAGUGAGUCUAGGAGAUUGUUGUCACGACGACAAA